Molecule: messenger RNA, 1018 nt
Organism: Drosophila santomea
Lineage: Eukaryota; Metazoa; Arthropoda; Insecta; Diptera; Drosophilidae
Exons: 1
Coding region: 121-906 (261 amino acids)
Source: RefSeq, a predicted model, not a curated record
CAUCCACAUCAAUUUAUUCCCACUCCGAAUUUCAUCCACAACUGAAAUAAACAUACCUAUAACGUAUUUAUUUGUGUACAUAUCUAAUAUAUAUCAUCCUUACCACGGUUCAGUGGCACGAUGAGUCUAAAGGAACUCAAUCUGACGAAGGAGCAGAUGCUAAAGCUUCAGCAGAUACUGGCAGAGGAAAUAAAGGACGAAAGCCAGCAGGAUCAGAGGGAUCUAUCGAAAGAAAGGAACAUAGCCAAGGCCCUGGAUAAUGUGCAAGUCUAUGUCGAGGCUGGUAAGCCAGAGGCUUUUGUCCAGCUAGAACAACCGCUUCUGCACAAAUUUGAGAUCACACCCAAUGGAGUGGCCACUGGGUCUUCGGAAUCGAAUAUGUUCAAGCGGGCAGACGCCAAGGAAAUUGAUCGCUGGAAAUCGGACAAUGUGAUGAAGUUGGAUUGCAUUUCAGACGAGGACCGCGAGCAAUUAGGCCAGAUUCAAUUCGACGAAAGUACUGGCGAAACGUACAUGCUCGUGCCUAUGGAUAUAAACAUACUCAUCGACGAGUCCGACAUAACUCCAGAUGCUUCCACAAAGCGUAUCUCUGAACAGGACGCAUACCAGAAGGCGAAAGCUGGACACACCCUCUACAUGACCCACGAAAACAAGGGACAUGGCCUGGAUCAGAAUCCUCAAGCUAAACAGACUAGCCCGGCUCCGCCAGAAAAUCAGGCCAACUACGACUACCACGUGCACACUUUCGAGGUGCCCAGAUUGAGUUUUCCCUUUGAACUCAAGUUCGAACCUGAUGAGGAGAAAUUGGAGGCUGACAAAGUGGUUAAAUCAGGCGAGGUCCAGGAAAAUCCUGAUCACGACGCAAAUCUAGCAUCAUCUAUGCAUCAGGACGUCCAAAAGAAGUAAAGGGAAUAAAGUGCAUCUAGCUGUUCAACGUCAUGAAGAAAACCAGCAAAAUUACUAACUAGUUUUCCAAACUUUGUCCCUCUCUUUGACUAAAUCAUUCAGUAUCCCCCUG